AUGGCUGCUUCUGAACCAUUCUGGUCUAAUUCCACACCCCGUGCGCGACUCCUCCUCCUCCUCCUUUUCCUGACUUUCCUCUUCCCUCCCUCAACCCUCUCUGCACGCCACCUCUUUCCCCAAGCACCCGGCGAGGUUCUUCCGCUAGUCGCCACCACCCUUCCGCAAGCCGGCGCAGCCGCGGCGGCCAAGGUUCUCCCCCAAGCAACCUCGGAGGUCGACGCCGUGCGCAAGUUCCUGACAGCGGCGGGGGUCACCAACCCCGUCCCGGGCGCUCCCGCGACCGCGUGCAGCGUGACCGGCAUCGGCUGCGAUGCCAACGACUUCGUCACGUCGCUCAACUUCUCGCCGUGCUUCGCCUACCCGACACUCCUCACCGGCUCCAUUUCGACCGACAUCAAGAGUCUCGUGCAUCUCACGCAUGUCGACUUUUCGUGCAACAAUCUGGGGGGGUCCCUGCCAACAGUUCUCGGGCUGCUGGCGGAUCUGCGGCACGUGAACAUGAGCGGGAAUCGGCAACUUUGGGGGAGCAUUCCCACCUCGAUUUUUGCACUGCAGUCGCUGUCGGUGAUGGAUUUUCGCGGGGCGGAUUUGCAAGGCACUCUUCCUUCCGGGUCGAACGCGUUUUCAACGGCGCUUAGGCACCUGGACCUGUCAUACAACCGGCUGUACAAUCCAAUCCCAUCAGCGCUUUCUCGUGCGACGCGCCUGGAGCGCCUGGAUUUAAGCUUCAACAAUCUCAACGGCUACAUACCGAGGCAGCUGAGUAAACUCAACCGGCUCACCUAUCUUAGUCUGCGCUGGAACAGGCUCACUGGAAGUGUUCCUACGGAAAUAUCUGGAGCGAGACGGCUGGAAAGGCUGCACUUGGAGGGAAAUAGGCUGACGGGAAAGCUUCCCUAUCAACUAAACCAGCUUCCGUAUCUGGAGCACCUGGGCCUGAGUUACAACUACUUGUCUGGUGGUGUCCACCCUGCGAUUUUUCGUUUGCCUGCACUGCGGAGGUUGGAUCUUCGUCGCAACUGGUUCAAUGGGACGAUUCCGAGUGGGAAAUCAGGUUACCAGAUAGACACGCUUGAGCAUCUUGACCUCGCGAAGAAUCGUUUUGAUGGAAAUGUGCCUGCUGCGCUUGGCGUUGUCACCGGACUCACCCAUCUCGAUUUGAGCGAAAACAAGUUCUACGGUAACAUUCCGUCACAGUUGGGCAAUUUGACGGGCCUCCAGUUCCUGAACCUCGAGCAGAACCAGCUGAGUGGGUCGCUUCCAGGGUAUUUCAGUCACCUUCGCAGGCUUCGCUCACUUUCCGUCGCACACAACAAACUGACUGGUGUAACUUCCAACUUCCAAAACAACGGAGACGAGUCGCCGCGAGUCGUUCUGGAUCUGAGUUACAACCAGAUUGGUGGAAGUCUGGUGCCCUUCCAGCAUCUGGCGAGGGUUGCGAAUCUCGACCUUUCGCACAACCGACUGACGGGGAGCAUCCCUGCAUGGUUUCUGACUGGAUCGACGGUUCUCAAGCGAGUCAACAUCAGUUCGAACUACAUCAACAGCACUCUGUUUCCGAUGACCAGCCUCACGAAUCUCGCUUCCCUGGAUGCGUCGCACAACCGGCUGCGCGGGUCCAUUCCGACGGGGCUGGUAUCGCUGGCUCAUCUUUCGCACCUCAAUUUGCAGGACAACGACAUCGUAGACCAUCUGCCCGACGCCACGUUCGAAAACCCUGCUUUACGCUUCGUUGAUAUCAGCUACAACGAGAUCAACAGUCACCUUCCUGAAUUUGUGGAAUGCCCACGAGCCGUCUACCUUGGUGGAAACCGCCUUUCGGGCACCAUCCCAGCCUCUAUAUCCUCCUGCAGUGCCUCUCUGAUCAAGCUCGACCUUGCUAAUAACCGCAUCAGCGGAACACUUCCAGGCGCAGCCCUAGCUGACCUCUCCUACCUCAGCUACUUGAACCUUCCUCGAAACCGCUUCACGGGCAGCAUCCCCGAAGAAUUGACUGGGCUGCGUGCCCUGACCUCACUCAAUCUGGCCUGGAACCGGCUCACAGGGAGCAUCCCAGAAGCUUUGGGAGAUGCUGGUAAUGGUGGUGCGAAACUUGAGAUGCUUCGGCUGGCGGGUAACGAUCUGGAGGGCUCUGUUCCAGGGCAGCUCUCGGAAUUUCCCGUAUGGUCGUUCCUGCCCGGAAAUCAGAACUUGUGUGGCCACCCUGUGGGCAGCUGCUGA
Messenger RNA from Closterium sp. Yama58-4, 2223 nucleotides. The record is from the annotation of a GenBank genome assembly. Lineage: Eukaryota; Viridiplantae; Streptophyta; Zygnematophyceae; Desmidiales; Closteriaceae.